Messenger RNA from Monosiga brevicollis MX1, 4089 nucleotides. RefSeq lists its product as uncharacterized. Gene Ontology annotation, cellular component: ciliary basal body; non-motile cilium; ciliary transition zone. Gene Ontology annotation, biological process: protein localization to ciliary transition zone; negative regulation of canonical Wnt signaling pathway. The coding region runs from base 1 to 4089 and encodes 1362 amino acids. The transcript is spliced from 5 exons. Lineage: Eukaryota; Choanoflagellata; Craspedida; Salpingoecidae. The record is from RefSeq and is a predicted model, not a curated record.
AUGGCAAGCCCCGUCGCCAUGCGCUUUGAGGAUGUGCGGCGCAUCCCCUACCUACCUUUGCCUCCAAACAAUGAUUUCCAGACGGCUUCCGAAUGGAACGGCCUCGUCUUGACAAGCCAGGCCAUCAAGGACCUUCCCCUCCCCUCCUACCUCGAGCCCGACUCGGAAGCGGCUGUGGCCGUGCGCUACACUUGCUUCGAUGAUUUUCAUCGCGUCUUCUUCGGACGCACCUGGCAAUCGUCCUGGAUCUCAGUGCCUUGGCACGAGCAGCAUGUUGAUAUCCGGCUUGAUGCCCGUGCCGCCUGCCUCACAAGACUUUUAGACCCAGACUGUCACGUGGUGGUUGAGCUCGUCUUGCGGUACCAGGCCCCGACCCGCCAAGCCAAUCAGCGCACAACCCGCUUCCUAGGGCUGGGUUGGACCAUCCUGCCAGCCUUUUCUCAGCUCUCCGAAGCGCCUAGCAUGACUGAUGUUCGCCCCGAUGCAGCGCCGACCCACAACCAACCUCUGCUGCCCGGUACCCCGCGCGCGCUUCUCGUCCUCAAGGAUGGCCCCCUCGCUAGCCACUGGGAUGAACUCACCCAGAGCGCGGGCAACGUGGGUCAGCGCGGCCACCUUCACCUACAUUUGGCCCAAUGGCCACCGCUCCUUCACUGCAAACCUUAUAUCCAAGACAACUGGUUUUUUGGGCCCUACGAUGCACCGGCUGGCGUCUUGACGAAUCCUACAUCUGGGCUCCCCUGGCCGACCACUUGCGAACCGGCUGAGCCCUGCAGUCGAGAAGCAGCUGAGAUAACCGUAACCCUGUUUCCCUCCACCUCAGAGUACAGCAACACGCUGAUGGCAGCCCUUGCACUGAUGGGCGUCCACAACGGAUCCAUUUUUGUGACACCACCCAGCACAGUGCGCCUCAAGUCUUUGGAGGACACCCGCCUGGUGUUUGAUGGCUUUCUUGCGCUGCGCAACUUGCAUGAGCUUCCGCACUUGGCCAUUAUGGCCUGGCUGUAUGCCGAGUAUGUCGUGGAUGACGCUCCACCUCCACAGGCCAGCAAGUCAAAGACUCGCCUUGGUAGCUUUCGGCGCAAGGGUCGUGCCGUUAGUCGCCACCUUCAGCACAGCGUCGUCGAUAAUUCCCAAGCAGCCACUUCAGCCGCUCCCGGAACACCCAAAACCCACGCCCCACCCCAUCCGGAGCAAAGCACAGUGCAACCGUUUUCAGAGGAACAGGCCCUGGCCAACAGCCUCAAAUCAAUUGUUGACGAAGCCGAACAAGUCGAGUUUCGGAAGCCCUUUGCCACUCCACAGCGUCCAGUGUCUGCGGCUAGUCAGUCCACGGGUCGUCGACCAGGCGACUCAAUCAAUCGCUCGAGUCGUGGACGUGCCCCACUCGAAUCUGUGCUUGAAACAUCCGCAGAGCAUCAUCUGGAAGAUGGUCGCCCCGUUCCUCGUUUGACACUUGACGAGGAGCGUGAUCCUUCACCCAUUCCCAUCUUGCAUGAACAUGAUCAUGAGGAGAACGAAGCCCUUGCUUCGCCCCCCUUUGCCUCGCGAGCCCGAGGCUCAGCAUUGCAGACUAAACCUCGUCUGCGCCAUCCUGACGAGAAUGUACCGGCACUGGAGGGUCGGGAUCUGGCUCUCAGCGCCUCGGUGGCUGAGUUGCGACCCGUGUUGCCUACCGGCCAACCUGUGGCACGGCCGCGCUUUGAAGCCGCUGCAGAUGACUUGCCCUUUCCCAAUCUUCCCCGUCGUGUUUUGGCAGAUUUGCAGGCGACGCCUUUACUAAAUCUUGUCGACGCAGCCACACUUGAGGACAUGCGCCGUCAGUUUGCAGACGGGCCGCUGCCCAUAUCCAAGGGUACACUGCAAGAAGGUCUCGAGUCACAAGAUCCCUUGUCUAUGGAAGACUUGCGGCUACACUUGGUAGCCUACCAGCACCAAGCGCCUCGACUUCCUCCCUCGGGCUUGCCUGGUGCCCCAGCACGAGCCUGGGAAGGCCCCCGCCAGAUUUACGUGACUUUUGCUUGGCCUGGCGCCCCGUUGCUUCAGUCACCGGCUCUUCUGAUUGAUGACAACCUAUCCACCCAUGCAGAUGACAGCCACAGUGCGUUUGGACGCUGCGGUGUCCUUCGGACGGGCCACGCUGUGCCCACCGAAGUCGGGUGGGCGUGUCGCCACCUGCUACGACCAAGCCUGCUUGACCUGGAUCGCGUCCAGUUGGCACGCUUUUUGGCCUCCGAAACCCUGGACAUUCUUGUUUUCGAUGCAGAUUCACAUGCCCUAGUCGGCCAAGGCUAUCUGCCACUUCGCUUUUUCCUACGUCAGGGCCGCCGCUGCACAGUGACACCGAUUGAACUCCAACUCUUAGCCGUGGGUCUCCCCCCACCUCUGGGCCCAACAGAUCGUGGUGGCCCUGCCGCGCUCCUCCCGCGAAAACUGCAAGGCACUUUGUUCCUGCGCAUCGCCUCGAUUGGUCGCGCACCGACUCCAGGCCGAGAUGCCACAAUCCUACAGCGAGACCACGGCUUUGCAGCCGCGGCUGCUCGGGCUUCGACCCAUGAGGGUUCGCGUCUGCCUUUGGCACCACGCUUGGUUGACAAUCACCCCAAUAUGCCAGCCGCGCUUGCCCUACUUUCUUCUGACCAGGAAGCCCAACGUAAGCGACUUCAAUUAGCCAAUGUUCUUCAGCGUCAUCGCUUGCCUGGCGCCCCAGCGCCAGCUGCCGGAGAGCACUUGGCUCCCACAUCAGCGGCCGGGCUGGCCAACAACCUCGCUGCGCUGGAAGCAGUACGGCAAGAGCACAAACAUGAGGCCAUUGAGCGCCUACUGCGCGACUCCAUUCGCUGUGAGGUCGAACUGACUGCUGUGUAUGGCUGCCUGGCUUACGUUGAAUUCGAGGUUUCGAAUCCUACGGCACAGCCACUCAAUGUGGAGUUGCGCAGCUCAGACGAGCAGCUCUUUCCCCUGGUGGAUUCGCGGCAGUGGCAGGCUUGCUUGCGUGCCUACGGAAGUCGUACUCCGCUGGAACGGGACCUCUUGCAGGUCAACAAUGGCAGGGUAUUGCUGUUUCUACACCCGCACGAGCGCGUCACAAUCCCAGUGGGCUUUCGGCUUCACCACCUUCAUCCAGCAGGACGCGCACAACCCCUGGCGACAACCCCUGCCGUAUUUGGUCCGGACGCGUACCGUGACCCCAUGGCCAUGGGCAUGCUUUCCACGGAUCAGCAACAGACAGCCAUUGAGUGGGAACCCAUUCGGGCUGAACUAAGUGCAUGCCGCCUUGAUAGCGGAGAUCCCGUGGCCGUGUGUGCCGUGCUUGCGCACCCUGCACGUCCAACCGCUGUGCAUAUCGAAUCGUUUGUGCAUGAGGAGAACAGCAUGUUCCGCAAGCAAUUUUCUUGGCCCUUGCCCGCAACCUUGGCCGGUGAGCGAGUUGAGCCUUGCUGCGUCGUAUCUGCAGACGAGGAAGCCUCGGUACACGUGCAACCCAGUCCAAUUGGGGACCACGUUGCGGUCUUUUACCGGCGUGCGGUGGGGCCGAACGCGUGCACCAUCAAUAGCUAUGUCUUUUUAUACGCAGAUGACGCCUGCGUACGCCCCAUCGCGACGCGUCUGAUUCAAUUACGGGCGGUCGAAACCUUUCACGCUGACAUCACGUGCGGCGAGCUGUCUCAAGCCACCUUGAUACUCCGUGCAAGCCGACCCUGUGCUUUGGCGUCAUGUCACUCUUCCCAACCCGCAGAUGUGUCCGUGGAGCCGGCAUCGCCCUUUGCCUUGGUAGCCAACGCCGUGACAGAACUAAAGGUGGCGCUGCAUCCAGUCGUAAUCACGGCCACUGAACGACAGGAACGAGUGCUACUUGCCCUACGAGACCACCACCAGGGAACCUUGCUACACAUGUUUCUUCUGCAGCUACGCAUCCGAGCACCAGUCGUGUCAAAAGCAUUUGCAGUAUCUUUCCUAGACGACAGGCCACUUCAGCGUCGAAUCACAUAUGACAACACAACCUCACACGCCAAAGACUUUCACUUGUACACCGACCGACCGGACCUUCUUCAGUUCAAAAACAAGGUGCGCGACAUUUGCUUGUAG